AUGACCUUGCUGUAUUUUACAGGUGCCUGCCCGCCUGCAUCCACAUGGCUGGCGUCUUCGGUACCCUUCGUCUACGGCACCCUGAAGAAGGGGCAGCCCAACUACCACCGUAUGUUGGAGUGCGCCAAUGGGAAGGCGGAGUUCCUCGCCUCGGCCUGCACCACCGAGAAAUACCCGCUGGUGAUCGCCAGCCACUACAACAUCCCCUUCCUCCUCAACGUCCCCGGCCAGGGCCACCGAGUCCAGGGAGAGAUCUAUAGAGUGAACGACAAGAUGCUCGAAUUCCUGGAUGACUUCGAGGAGGUUCCCACCCUGUACCAGCGGGCUCGGGUCAGAAUGGAGGUGAAGGAGUGGGUGGGCGAGACCGAGGGGGAGGAGAGGCCUGCGGCAGGCAGCUUCACCGAGGCGUUUCUGUACAGCACGACUACCUACCAGUCAGACUGGCCCACGCUGCCCCGCUACGAGAGCUACAACUCGUGUAGGGAUCAUGGGCUGCAGUACGUGGCCAGACAAGAACGGGACUGA
Molecule: messenger RNA, 525 nt
Organism: Anarrhichthys ocellatus (wolf-eel)
Lineage: Eukaryota; Metazoa; Chordata; Actinopteri; Perciformes; Anarhichadidae
Product: gamma-glutamylaminecyclotransferase C-like
Exons: 2
Coding region: 1-525 (174 amino acids)
Cellular component (GO): cytosol
Molecular function (GO): gamma-glutamylaminecyclotransferase activity
Source: RefSeq, a predicted model, not a curated record